AUGGCUCGCUCGUCUAUAGUUGUAUCCCUCCUUGGGCCGAACAUCAACGACAAGCACAUCGAUCCUUCUCUUUACGCCGAUAUUUACCGCAAUUAUGUUUUUCCAGCGAUGAAAAAAUACAGCGUCAGACGAAUUUUAGCCAUGGGUACAAUCUCUAUCAAGCAGCCCGAAGACCACUGGACAUUCUUCCAGACCAUGGUCACGAUUGUCAUGCCACUUUUGAAUGGAGCUGUUUACCGCAAUAUGCAUAAUCUUGCUCACUUAUUUGGCAAAGAAGGUCACGAUCUUGACUGGACUAUCUUCCGCAUAGCACAGAUACCUGGAGAGUCUGAUGAGACUAGCUGGAGACAGGACCGGGAUCUCGGACUGUUCACUGGGUGGAUAGGAGAAAAAGGUUGGACAUCAACUCUUAGGCGGGGCGCACUAGCUCGAUGGCUCGUGGAUGGAGUCGAAGGCAGUGAUAAUGAUCCAAGCUUGCCGGUGCACGUUGAAAAUGUACUUCAGAGCUAUUUUCAUUAUUGCGAGAUGAGCUUACUGUGGGCUCAUUAUCUUCGUGCUGAGGGCAGCCCGUAA
This is a messenger RNA of Colletotrichum abscissum, 573 nucleotides long. RefSeq lists its product as uncharacterized. The transcript is spliced from 2 exons. The record is from RefSeq and is a predicted model, not a curated record. Lineage: Eukaryota; Fungi; Ascomycota; Sordariomycetes; Glomerellales; Glomerellaceae. The coding region runs from base 1 to 573 and encodes 190 amino acids.